This is a messenger RNA of Knipowitschia caucasica, 351 nucleotides long. Lineage: Eukaryota; Metazoa; Chordata; Actinopteri; Gobiiformes; Gobiidae. The record is from the annotation of a GenBank genome assembly.
AUGGGAGCUCUCCUACUGUUUGGCAGAGCUGUAACCAUCCCAUCCCAUAAUGCACUGCACCAUGGCUUAUAUCUCAGUGACACUUUGCUGGAGGUGGUGGGUCUGGAGGGGGCCAUCGAGAUGGGCCAGAUCUACACCGGACUGAAGAGUGCGGGACGGAGACUGGCCCAAUGCUCCAGCGUCACCCUCAGGACGUCCCGGCGACUCCCCAUGCAGAUUGAUGGUGAGCCCUGGAUGCAGCCCCCGUGUACAAUCCGAAUCACGCACAAGAACCAAGUUCCCAUGCUCCUGGGCCCGCCUCAGAAGACCCCAUUUUUCUUCUUCAAAAAGCGCAAUCGGAGCCGUGACUAA